CUCCUGCGCGCGCGCGCGCUUGCAAUUCACACCAUCGAUCCGUCUCCGUCUCCCCGUCCGAUCACCUGCACACAGCCGCGCGGCCAGCUACCUUUUCGCCGGCCGGCCUAGCUCGUCGGUAUCCCGGCCCUGCGCUCUCGUACGUGCCAGAUCUGAGGUCAAAGGAAGAAGGCGGCAUGCAGGGAGUGGCGGGGGCGACCGCGGCCGACAGCCCUGGCGGCGGACCGGAGGCGGCGCCACGGCCGAGCCGGUACGAGUCGCAGAAGCGGCGGGACUGGCACACCUUUGGCCAGUACCUGCGCAACCACCGCCCGCCGCUGGAGCUCGGGCGGUGCAGCGGCGCGCACGUGCUGGAGUUCCUCCGCUACCUCGACCAGUUCGGCAAGACCAAGGUCCACGCCAACGGCUGCCCCUUCUUCGGCCACCCGUCGCCGCCGGCGCCGUGCCCGUGCCCGCUCCGCCAGGCCUGGGGCAGCCUCGACGCGCUCGUCGGCCGCCUCCGCGCCGCCUUCGAGGAGCACGGCGGCAGGCCCGAGGCCAACCCGUUCGGCGCGCGCGCCGUGCGGCUCUACCUCCGCGAGGUCCGCGACUCCCAGGCCAAGGCCCGCGGCAUCGCCUACGAGAAGAAGCGCCGGAAGCGUCCGCCGCAGUCGUCGGCGUCGCAGAAGGCCGCAAAGGCUGCGCCUUCCCCACCACCACCCGCCUCCAUCUCCAUGCAUGCAGCGCCCGCCGCGCAGGAGAGAGCGCCGGAGGUCAUCGUCGCGCGUGCAGUGCCGGCGCAGGGGCACUACUUCAUCCCGCACCCGCAGCACUUCAUGCACGGCCAUUUCUUCAUGCCAGGCGUCGGCGGCCACGAGGACACUGCGGCGGCGAGCAGCUCCAGCGGCAACAGCAACGGCAACAGCAAUGGCCACAGCGCCGGCGCAGGCGCCGGCGACGAGAUAGCCAUGGCGAUGGCGGCAGCGGCGGCGGAGGCGCACGCGGCGGGGUGCAUGCUGCCGCUCUCCGUCUUCAACUAGCUAGCUAAGCCGAUCCAUCAAGCAAGGUAGGGCUUGAUUAAUUAAUUAAUUCCAAGGUUUAUAUGUCUAGCCGUAAUCUUGAUCAGUGGAAACCAUGGAUGGAUGCCAUUGAUCGACCGAUCGAUCAACACGCGCUUGUGUAUGUACUGUUGUUCUUACGACACUGUUCAUCUUUUGGCUACAUUUCCUGCUGGGAAUUAGUGCUACUUCCCCCUUUCUACUGUAGGGUUUCUAGUACCGUUCUUGCUUGGUUGAUUUAUGUAUGCAAUGGUGAAGAUAUAAAAUCAAUCCAGUGAUCCUUUGAAA
Molecule: messenger RNA, 1325 nt
Organism: Lolium rigidum
Lineage: Eukaryota; Viridiplantae; Streptophyta; Magnoliopsida; Poales; Poaceae
Product: protein G1-like1
Exons: 2
Coding region: 177-1019 (280 amino acids)
Biological process (GO): response to light stimulus; mRNA transcription
Cellular component (GO): nucleus
Source: RefSeq, a predicted model, not a curated record